Molecule: messenger RNA, 6266 nt
Organism: Pteropus alecto (black flying fox)
Lineage: Eukaryota; Metazoa; Chordata; Mammalia; Chiroptera; Pteropodidae
Gene: OPA1
Product: OPA1, mitochondrial dynamin like GTPase
Exons: 32
Biological process (GO): mitochondrial fusion
Cellular component (GO): mitochondrial membrane; cytoplasm; microtubule
Molecular function (GO): microtubule binding; GTP binding; GTPase activity
Source: RefSeq, a predicted model, not a curated record
GGUUGUUUGCCUGACGGACUGAGUACGGGUGCCGGGCGGGUUCUCGCGGAAGUCCAUGCGCCAUUGGGAGGACCGCAGUGGCUUCUCUGUGUCCUUGUUGCUCAGGGCGUCAUCCUGGGUCAUUCCUGAAGCAGGAACUGGACUGGGGCUGACACCGGGCCUCCUGCGUAGCCGUCUCAGUGCCUGUGUGACCUCCUCGCUGGAGGGAUGUGGCGACUACACCGGGCCGCCGUGGCCUGUGAGGUCUGCCAGUCCCUAGUGAAAUGUAGCUCUGGAAUAAAAGGAAGCUUACCACUACAAAAACUGCAUCUGGUUUCACGAAGUAUUUAUUCACAUCAUCCUACCCUAAAGCUUCAAAGACCCCAAUUCAGGACAUCAUUUCAGCAGUUCUCCUCUCUAACUAACCUUCCUUUACGUAAAUUGAAACUUUCCCCUAUUAAAUAUGGCUACCAGCCUCGCAGGAAUUUUUGGCCAGCAAGAUUAGCUGCAAGACUCUUAAAACUUCGUUAUCUUGUACUGGGAUCUGCUGUUGGAGGUGGUUAUACAGCCAAAAAGACUUUUGAUCAGUGGAAAGAUAUGAUACCAGACCUCAGUGACUAUAAAUGGAUUGUGCCUGACAUUGUGUGGGAGAUCGAUGAAUAUGUUGAUUUUGAGAAAAUUAGAAAAGCUCUUCCUAAUUCAGAGGACCUUGCAAAGUUGGCACCCGACUUUGACAAGAUUGUUGAAAGCCUCAGCUUACUGAAGGACUUUUUCACCACAGGUCACAAAUUGGUUAGUGAAGUCAUAGGAGCUUCUGACCUACUUCUCUUGUUAGGUUCACCUGGAGAAACUGCAUUUAGAGCAACAGAUCGUGGAUCUGAAAGUGACAAGCAUUAUAGAAAGGGUCUGCUUGGUGAGCUCAUUCUCUUACAACAGCAAAUUCAAGAGCAUGAAGAGGAAGCACGCAGAGCUGCUGGCCAGUAUAGCACGAGCUAUGCCCAACAGAAGCGCAAGGUGUCAGACAAAGAGAAAAUUGACCAACUUCAAGAAGAACUUCUGCAUACUCAGUUAAAGUACCAGAGAAUCUUGGAGCGAUUAGAAAAGGAGAACAAAGAAUUGAGAAAAUUAGUGUUGCAGAAAGAUGAUAAAGGCAUCCAUCAUAGAAAACUUAAGAAAUCUUUGAUUGACAUGUAUUCUGAAGUUCUUGAUGUUCUAUCUGAUUAUGAUGCCAGUUAUAAUACACAAGAUCAUCUGCCAAGGGUUGUUGUAGUUGGAGAUCAGAGUGCUGGAAAAACUAGUGUGUUGGAAAUGAUUGCUCAAGCACGAAUAUUUCCUCGAGGAUCUGGGGAGAUGAUGACACGCUCUCCAGUUAAGGUGACUCUGAGUGAAGGUCCUCACCACGUAGCCUUAUUUAAAGAUAGUUCUCGGGAGUUCGACCUUACCAAAGAGGAAGAUCUUGCAGCAUUAAGACAUGAAAUAGAACUCCGAAUGAGGAAAAAUGUGAAAGAAGGCUGCACUGUUAGCCCUGAGACCAUAUCCUUAAAUGUAAAAGGCCCGGGGCUACAGAGGAUGGUGCUCGUUGACUUACCAGGUGUGAUUAAUACUGUGACAUCAGGCAUGGCUCCUGACACAAAGGAAACUAUUUUCAGUAUCAGCAAAGCUUAUAUGCAGAAUCCUAAUGCCAUCAUACUAUGUAUUCAAGAUGGAUCUGUGGAUGCUGAACGCAGCAUUGUUACAGAUUUGGUCAGUCAAAUGGAUCCUCAUGGAAAAAGGACAAUAUUUGUUUUGACCAAAGUAGACCUGGCAGAGAAAAAUGUGGCUAGUCCAAGCAGGAUUCAGCAGAUAAUUGAAGGGAAACUCUUCCCAAUGAAAGCUCUAGGCUAUUUUGCUGUUGUAACGGGAAAAGGAAACAGCUCUGAAAGCAUUGAAGCAAUAAGAGAAUAUGAAGAAGAAUUUUUUGAGAAUUCAAAACUCCUAAAGACAAGCAUGCUAAAGGCACACCAAGUGACUACAAGAAAUUUAAGCCUUGCUGUAUCAGACUGCUUUUGGAAAAUGGUACGAGAGUCAGUUGAACAACAGGCUGAUAGUUUCAAAGCAACACGUUUUAACCUUGAAACUGAGUGGAAGAAUAACUAUCCUCGCCUGCGAGAACUUGACCGGAAUGAACUAUUUGAGAAAGCUAAAAAUGAAAUCCUCGAUGAAGUCAUCAGUCUGAGCCAGGUUACACCAAAACAUUGGCAGGAGAUAAUGCAGUAGAUUAUUGAGGGCCUUACAAGCCAUGUGAUUGAAAACAUCUAUCUUCCAGCUGCACAGACCAUGAAUUCAGGGACUUUUAAUACUACAGUGGAUAUCAAGCUUAAACAGUGGACUGAUAAACAACUUCCUAAUAAAGCAGUAGAGGUUGCUUGGGAGACCCUACAAGAAGAAUUUUCUCGCUUCAUGACAGAACCAAAAGGAAAAGAGCAUGAUGACAUAUUUGAUAAACUUAAAGAAGCUGUUAAAGAAGAAAGUAUUAAACGCCACAAGUGGAAUGAUUUUGCAGAGGACAGCUUGAGGGUUAUUCAACACAAUGCUUUAGAAGACCGGUCCAUAUCUGAUAAACAGCAGUGGGAUGCAGCUAUUUAUUUUAUGGAAGAGGCUCUUCAGGCUCGUCUCAAGGAUACUGAAAAUGCAAUUGAAAACAUGGUAGGUCCAGAUUGGAAAAAGAGGUGGUUAUACUGGAAAAAUCGGACCCAAGAACAGUGUGUUCACAAUGAAACCAAGAAUGAAUUGGAGAAGAUGUUGAAAUGUAACGAGGAACACCCAGCUUAUCUUGCAAGUGAUGAGAUAACUACAGUCCGAAAGAACCUUGAAUCCCGAGGAGUAGAAGUAGAUCCGAGCUUGAUUAAGGAUACUUGGCACCAAGUGUAUAGAAGACAUUUCUUAAAAACAGCUCUAAACCAUUGUAACCUUUGUCGAAGAGGCUUUUAUUAUUACCAAAGGCAUUUUGUAGAUUCUGAGUUGGAAUGCAAUGAUGUCGUCCUGUUUUGGCGAAUACAGCGCAUGCUUGCCAUCACUGCAAAUACUUUAAGGCAACAACUUACAAAUACUGAAGUCAGACGAUUAGAGAAAAAUGUUAAAGAAGUAUUGGAAGAUUUUGCUGAAGAUAGUGAGAAGAAGGUAAAAUUGCUUACUGGAAAGCGAGUUCAACUGGCUGAAGACCUCAAGAAAGUUAGAGAAAUUCAAGAAAAACUUGAUGCUUUUAUUGAAGCUCUUCAUCAGGAGAAAUAAAUUGAAAUAAAAUCCUACUCAUAAUGUCAUUACCUCUGCAUACAUCUGAAGAAAGAAAACUCCGAAGUCUUUUGUCCUUCCUUUUUUUCUUCUGCUAUUCUACCUUUCUAAACAUGAAAUAAAGUCAUGGGAUAAAAAUAAUUUAAUUUAUGUGUGUUAGAGGCACUUUAACUAGCAGCUGCCUUUUGAAUGGAAGAACAGGGGAAAUGGCAUUAACAUCCUAUUUUAUUGUACUGAAGUGACAAAUUGGGUUAAUGUAAGUUGUACGACCAUUAGGUUUAGUCCUUAAAGAUAAGAAACUUGCUCGCCUGCUUGUUGUCUCACUUGUGGUGGCUCUAGUUCAACGAAUUCAUUAGCCGAUGUUACUCCACCUCAGUUUCUUUUCCAGAAAAAGAAUGCUAAGUGUUCUGAAAUAAAACUUACAGCAAUUUUCUAAAAGCUAUCAACUGUAUAUAAAAUGAUGGUGACCUGCUAAGUUGUUGUCCGUAUCUGUAAUGUUCUAUAUCCAGAAACUCUUUGACCAUGAUAAUUCAAUUUAUAUUCAUCAUGUGAAAGAAAACUAGUUAACAAAAGAACCCCUCAAAUAGGAUAAUUUGGAUUACAACAAUUCUGCGUGUAUUCAGUGAAAGAGAUUUCAGCCCUCCGUUGAUAGCUUAUAGAGUUGCCUUAGAAGCUAAGUCACUGGCAGCUUACCUAUUUGAUUCAGUUGAUGUUUUUGUACUCUCUGUGUCCAUUUGAAAUUCAUUCAUUUUGGACAUUGUAUACUUAAGCUAGGCUUUCUGUUAACAAUGUUUUGUACCUGUUGACAGAGCUAUUGGAUUGUGAAACAGAAGAAGGAAGAUUAAGAAUAAUCAAUUGACUAAUUACAUUUAAAUUAUCGUCAAACAUUUCAACUAGGUAUCAGAAAAAGACUUCCUUUCAUAAGACUGUAUUUUAAAUAGAAAUUAUUUCAACAAUUAGAAUAAUGUUGACCAUCCCCCUCUUAGCUGAACAUCUAAAGAAAAUAUAAAGUUUAAUUUAUUGCAGUUCAAUUACGGUGGUACUCUCACUUCAUUUUCAUGUUGUAUAUAAUAUUUUUUUAUUGGCUAAAGGACUUUAAAGCAAAGAAAUGUGCCAUUUUUGACUUAAAACGUCUUUCUCAUUUAACUCUGCUCUUUGCCGUCAUUUCAUUAAGCUUUUAUCAUUCUAAUAAAAAUGCACAUUGUGUGACAGUUUUUAUGUUACAGUUUAUUUAAUUUUAUAAUUUUCUUGGAAUUAUGUUUGGAUAACAGUUCCUUUCCCACUUUUUUAAAAAUUUAACGUCAAUACAAAGAGAGAUCUUCAUGUGAUCUCUCUCAAGAUCUGACACUUAAUAUGCAAGGUCGAAGAAUAUCACAAAAUAGUUCAGAAAUUAAGACCAGUAAAUAUUUAUUUUAUACAGUUUGUUAUGAAAAGCAGAUCCAGCUUUCAGCAGCUGGUAGCAGUACACAUUGUAAUUUGGUAGAUGAGCACUCAUGAACAUUUCCUGUGUGUUUUAGAUCCAGGGAUAGUGGAUGAACAGAAAGGAAGUAGAGCCCUGGGUUCUGUACAAAGAUUAAGAGAUGAACUCUCUGGUUAACUCCUUCUAACCUGUGCUGGCUAGUAGGUAAACCAACCCCUUCACUGAAGCAGACAUCAUGCAAUUAUCUCUUUGUAGUUGUAAAAACCACUUUAAAACUGAAAACCUAUUUCUAAAUCGAAAAAGGGAUAGGACCGUAUUUGUUUAUUUCUGUGAGCUCUAGAUAGGAAAAAAUGCCCUCAACUGCAUUUCUACAGAUUUCUCCCAAGCAAAAGGCUGAUGUUAAGUCAGUACUUUUAUCACGUCCCUUUGUAUAAACUUAAAGUGGAGUAGGGUGUCUUUAUUUCUUUGAGAUCAGUGUUUGUAAUUUAAAUAUAUAAAUACAUUAAAAUGUUAUUUAAAAUCCCAUGUAAGAGUCCAGACAUUUCCCCUAUCUCCUCAGUAAUAGGACAUCUCUUGUGGAUAAAUUUUUUUUUCACUGAUCUCAUACUAAGCAUGCCUUUUUUUUUCCCCUUGAAAGCUAGGUCUUUAUUAAAUGCAGAUGUUACUAAAAGAAAAAACAAAAUUCACAUUUUCAACAGUAAACCCCAUGUGCUGUGUUUGUAGUUCAAAAAUUACAAAUGAUUCGAAUUUAAAUACAUCACUUCAGAAAUUCAAUAUAUAGAAGUUAAAUUUUAACUAGACAAGGAGUCAUUUGUUUUUCAUGUCAGGAUUUGCAAAGACUAGAGUGAACAAAGCUCUAUUUGGAAGACUGAACAACUAUAAAUAAAUUAUAUCUAAAAUUUACUUUGUUAGGGUAUCAAUUUUAAAAUCGAUAUGUGUAGGCAGUGCGCAAUAAGAAACAAGUUCUCGCUACUUCAUGGCUGAACCAAUGGAUCUAUACUUAUAGGGGAGCAAUCAGCCUUUUUUAGUAGCUUAAUUAUAUUCUCUUUGAAUUACCAUUUCCAGACUUUAACAGACUUCUUCCCACAAAUAGUUUAUCCUCCAAAUGCAAAUUACGAAUAAGGUAAAAGUGAGUAGGGAACAUUGCAGAGUGGUGUUUCCUAACCUUAUAGUUUGGGAACUUUACAAAUGAUAAGAUUCAAAGUGUAGAUUUAAAAAAUAAAUUCCUUAAUUAGUAAAUAAUUUUAUAUUUAUUUAUAUUAGAUUGAUUUAUCUGCGAAAGGAAAUACGGUAUUUGAGUUUUCUGAUAAAAGGGAUCAAAGUAAUGCUUUUUAUCUCAAUCUCUAAGCUGGUAUAUGCUGUAGUUUCAGAUACUUUAGCAGUAUGGAAAUGUGCUUACAAAUAUGCUUACCUUUUGAACAAUCAUGGCUAUGUUUAAAUAUUUUAAAUAACCUUGUUUUUACUUGUGCACUGAGUGAACUUUGUAUUAUUUUUAAAAACCUUCACACUACAUGAUGUUAUUGCAAUUUAUAUUUUGCCUGUGCUUGAUCUAAGGUCAUUUGCGUAGAUGAGUAAUUAAAAAUAUUCUAUAAAGAGA